AUGAAAACAACUACCAUCUCUGCGAUCCUUUCCCUUGUGGGCUGUUGUUUCUUUGUAGGUUCACGGACUUCAGCACAUAAGCUUAAUUGUAAAAAGUAUAAACCAGAGCAGCAGCAGCAACAACAACAACAACAAGCUCCAAUAAGCUGCACUCUGCAAAGUGACCCAGUCUGUGGAACUGAUGGCAAGACUUAUGGCAACGAAUGUUCACUGUGUGCUGAAAUCCUAGGUGGAACCAAAAUAGACUUAGCCCACAAAGGAGAAUGUGUUGACUGCAGUGAGUUUCCAGAACCGCCAAAGGGCAAAAAGACACCCUGUCCCCAAAUACAUGCACCUGUGUGUGGCACUGAUGGCAACACUUAUUCCAACACAUGCCUCUUGUGUGCAGAAAUUUGGUCAUCUGGAAAACUGAUUGGCAUAAAAAGGGAAGGACCCUGCAUAUCAAAGGUUCAGGGACUUCAGCAAACGAGCUUGAUUGCGAAAAGUAUAAUCCACAGCAGCAGCAGCAAGAAGAAGAAGCUCCAAUAUGCUGUCCUCGGCAACGUGACCCAGUCUGUGGAAUUGAUGGCAAAACUUAUGGCAAUGAAUGUUUGCUGUGUGCUGAAAUCCUGUGAGUACUUGCACGGCUCCUUUGCACGACUUGAAUUACAAAUCCAGGAUACUGUGAUGGGAGCGCGUUCCAACCGCGGAGGCGGCGGCAAAAUGGCGGCCGCGGCAGUAGUUGCAGCUGCGGCGCUCACGGCGGUGGUCUCGGCAGCAGCCCAGACAACAACUCAGCUAGCAGUCCAGCAGCCCAGGUGGCGGGCCGACGGAUCCAGCGGUCGGUCAGGCACUCACCCGGUAAGGGAUGCGGGUUAUUGA
This is a messenger RNA of Anolis sagrei ordinatus, 861 nucleotides long. NCBI's taxonomy places the organism in Eukaryota, Metazoa, Chordata, Lepidosauria, Squamata, Anolidae. The record is from RefSeq and is a predicted model, not a curated record.